Molecule: messenger RNA, 9312 nt
Organism: Corythoichthys intestinalis (scribbled pipefish)
Lineage: Eukaryota; Metazoa; Chordata; Actinopteri; Syngnathiformes; Syngnathidae
Product: basic helix-loop-helix ARNT-like protein 1
Exons: 20
Coding region: 313-2232 (639 amino acids)
Biological process (GO): circadian rhythm; regulation of transcription by RNA polymerase II
Cellular component (GO): aryl hydrocarbon receptor complex; nucleus; transcription regulator complex
Molecular function (GO): DNA-binding transcription factor activity, RNA polymerase II-specific; RNA polymerase II cis-regulatory region sequence-specific DNA binding; protein dimerization activity
Source: RefSeq, a predicted model, not a curated record
AAACUAGGUUAGUGGUCCGACAGGCAUGACGGUGAAGAGAAACUGGGUCACCGAUUGAAAAUCGUUUAUGUCACAGUUCUUUGACUUUCUAUAACACAUUUACCAGUGGCCUUCAAUGGAUAGUCAAAUCCUAGCGGACCAAAUAGUUACACUGGCAGCACCUCUUACCUUGGGAUCAGAUGAGAUUGGGAGCACAUGACCUACCUACCAGUGACCACAUAACAUUGACGCUGAUCACACUGCUGUUUAUACUGAUUGGCCAGCUAAGAAGGCCUGUUCCUGUUUCUUAUCCAGCUGAGGGUUAAAGAGUGGAUGGACGGAGAUGAUUUUAACACAGAGGCUGUGAUGAACAUCUGUGAUGACCUGAUGGCAGACCAAAGGAUGGACAUUUCCUCUACAAUGACUGACUUCAUGUCCCCAAGCUCCACCGACCUCAUCUCGAGCUCUAUCAGCACUCCUGGAAUGGACUACACUCGGAAAAGAAAGGGAAGCACCACAGAAUACCAAAUCGAUGGCUUCCCAUUUGAUGAUAUGGACUCUGAUAAAGAUAAAUUGGGAAGUGACCAACCAGGUCGGAUAAAGAAUGCCAGAGAGGCUCAUAGCCAGAUCGAGAAGCGUCGAAGGGACAAGAUGAACAGUUUUAUUGAUGAAUUGGCAUCACUGGUGCCAACAUGUAAUGCCAUGUCUCGUAAACUGGAUAAGCUCACAGUUCUUCGCAUGGCUGUUCAGCAUAUGAAGACACUCAGAGGAGCAGCAAAUCCCUAUACAGAGGCCAACUACAAGCCUUCCUUCCUGUCAGAUGAUGAGCUGAAACAUUUGAUCCUAAGGGCUGCUGAUGGUUUCCUGUUCGUGGUUGGAUGUGAUCGUGGAAAGAUUCUUUUUGUUUCUGAAUCGGUUUACAAGAUUCUUAACUACAGCCAGAAUGACCUCAUAGGUCAGAGUCUCUUUGACUACCUUCAUCCUAAGGACAUUGCCAAGGUCAAAGAACAGCUGUCUUCUUCCGAUACAGCCCCCCGUGAGAGGCUAAUUGAUGCUAAAACUGGUCUUCCAGUGAAAACGGACAUCACGCCUGGGCCGUCAAGACUUUGUUCUGGUGCCAGACGGUCGUUUUUUUGUAGGAUGAAGUGCAACAGGCCGUCUGUCAAAGUAGAGGAUAAAGACUUUCCCUCAACCUGCUCAAAGAAAAAAGCUGAUCGCAAAAGCUUCUGCACCAUCCAUAGCACAGGGUACCUAAAAAGUUGGCCGCCAACAAAAAUGGGUCUCGAUGAAGACAAUGAGCCUGACAACGAAGGUUGCAACUUGAGCUGCUUGGUAGCCAUUGGUCGGCUGCACCCGCAUAUUGUCCCCCAGCCAAGUCUGGCAGAUAUCAGAGUGAAGCCCACCGAGUAUGUUUCCCGGCAUGCCAUUGACGGCAAAUUUGUCUUCGUUGAUCAGAGAGCAACCGCAAUCCUCGCCUACCUGCCUCAGGAGCUUCUUGGAACUUCUUUCUAUGAGUACUUCCACCAAGAUGACAUCGGCCAUCUGGCAGAGUGCCAUCGACAAGUGCUGCAGAUGAGAGAGAAGAUUAACACCAACUGUUACAAGUUCAAGAUCAAAGAUGGCUCUUUCAUCACAUUGAGGAGCCGAUGGUUUAGCUUUAUGAACCCGUGGACCAAGGAGGUGGAAUACAUUGUCUCCACUAACACCGUUGUGUCGUGUCCUUUGAUGGAAGGAUCAGAAUAUACUCAAUCUGCUGCCUCCCCACAGAGUAUGGACAGUGUUCUACCUUCAGAGGUAGGUGGAGGAAGACGGGCGUUGCAGACGGUGCCUGGUAUUCCUGGUGGCACAAGAGCAGGAGCUGGAAAAAUUGGAAGAAUGAUUGCAGAGGAAGUGAUGGAAAUCCAAAGGAUCCGGGGCUCCUCUCCUUCCAGCUGUGGUUCCAGCCCUUUGAACAUUACCAGUACCCCUCCGCCGGACACUUGCUCUCCUGGGGGAAAGAAGAUUCACAAUGGAGGAACCCCUGAUCUGGCCACCACCGGGAUCCUUCCUGGACCUGAUUCAGUCGGCUACCCCUACUCCAACCAGUCCAUCAUGAGCGACAACUCCCACCUGAGUAUCGACAUCAUGGACGAGCCCGGCUCCAGCAGCCCCAGCAAUGAUGAAGCAGCCAUGGCUGUCAUCAUGUCCCUUCUGGAGGCGGACGCCGGCCUAGGCGGCCCAGUGGACUUCAGCGACCUGCCUUGGCCUUUGUGAAGAAGCUCAAGGAUGUGAAAGACAAACAAAGACCCCCUUCCAGCACCAGAGUCACCAGUAAAGAGUUCAGUCAAAAGGAAAUGACUUUCCUCUUAUAUUUCCCUUUCUGUUUCCUGCACUUUCUGGCCAGCUCCAUUGCAAAAGUCUCAUUACGAACCAAGAGAUGGAAAGAUGAGUACUUUUUCAGUGAGAGUUGCCUUCGCAGCAACCAAAUGACGGUAGCAGUGACCUUUUGGAACGCUGCUUCUCUGUCAGCUGCCGAGGUCCAAAAAAAACAGCAAAGUCUGAAACAUGGGUAGGUUGAAGCGAAGAACGGAGUGUCAGUGUCCGCUUUAGACUACGUGUGGACCCUCUGGAUCUUUUCUAAGAAGACACUUGACUUCAACAGUUCCACAUGAAGGUGUAUUCCACUUCUUUAUAUAGCGAGGGAGGCAUCAGGCUCAGACUUCCACUUGUUAAACUGUGCAUUGCAUCGCGGUUUGAGUGACUCUUUCUGAAAGUUCCACUUUGCUCAAACUUGCGCAUUUGAGUGGACAAUCUUGAUGAGGAAAGAUCUGUCAUGGCCUUUUUAGCGACUCUUCAAACAAAGACCAUGUUAGAAUUUGACAAGAGCAGCAGACUGAAGGGCUUUUAAGGCAUAAAAAGUGCCCCCAUCGUUUAUUUUGACGCUUGCACACUGUCCAGUCAAAGACUUCCUGGUAAGCUCUAAAUAACAUCAAACUGUGUUCUCAGUCACAAAACCAUUUCAAAACAUUAUCUCGCUGUAACUCAGACCCUGAAAAAGUCCACACUUGGUUGUUCUUUGUUUAAAGGAAAAUUAGACCAUGAACAAAAGAGUUUAGGGGCACGUUGAAAAUAGUUAUUUGUCCUUUUUUGAGGAUCUGAGGCAGAGAAGUCCUAAUAUUAUGAGAUUAAAGUCAGUGUUCGUUAUCGUAAUACUUUGUGGCUUUUUCCCCCCUCGUAUCACUUUUCAGGGAGUUCUUGGGUUAUGAUGUCCUCGACCUACGAUGUUUCGACUUUACGACACCCGUGCCUAGUCUGACAUUUAGUCCCCAGCGUUGUAGUUUCUGCAUAGUUAUUUUAGGCCAGCUAGGUAUCUUUUAGCCAGCUGGAUAGACCCUUUUUCACCCUCCUUUUUUCAUAUUAUGGCUCGAAAGAAGAAAGCUCGGUUUACGAGGUCCAGCCAAAAAAAUGCAAUCACCAUGGAAAUGACGGCGAAAGGAAAGACACAUUGGUAAAGAUUUGCGCUGCAUUCAGACCAAUGUUUUGCGCAAAAUCGCUUUUUUCGCCAAAAGCCAAUUGUGUGUUGACACAGGGCUUACGUCGCCCGCAGUCGAAGUCCGCGAAACGUAAAGACAGUAAUGUAAGGAAUCUGAUAGCAUGUAUGCUUCAGGUUGCAACGUCAAUGUGUUGAGUGCUGCGUUUUCUGGGCUGUCCCUAAACGCACCGCCUAGAGUGAGUGAGAGAGGGAAGGAUGGACAUACCAAGAUUGUUCACAGUAGUCGUAUUCUGUGUGUUCGGUUGCAAACCAUUGAAAACUAACUCACCAUUCACCUCAGCAGUAGUGGUAAGUACAGCAUCUUAUUCAUUUUUUUUAACGUAAAUAAUGACUUUAACGGUGAAAUCAGACUUAGGCAGAAAUUUGGGUUACGUCGCCAGCGUAGGAACGGAACUCUUUCGUAACACAAGGACUCCCUGUCUUCUAAAAAAAAUUAUAUGCUAAUCAUUUUUUCAGAAAAAAAAUCUUGAGUGUGUACAUGCUCUUAUGUGGGUGAAGUUCAAAGUGAACAUUGUAAUGUAAUCGUAAAUUGUAUCUGAUUGUGACUAUUUCUAAGAAUACUAUGGAUUUCCGCAUGAUCCUAAACAAAAUAUUAUCCUAAAAUUCUGACUUUCAUUUCCUAAUAUGACGUACUGCUUGCAACAUUACAAGUUCUCAGCAUAAUAAUGUGUUCUUGUAUUAAUAUUUUCCUGUCAAACUACCAACUUAAUGCUUUAAACAUUUCAAUUUUUUUUUAAUGAGAGUCAGCGUGGCCCUAAACUCUUUUGUGUGAAUUUGUCUAAAAAUGUUACUAGGGAAUUUGGUCCAUUUAGUACGUAGAGCACUCGCAUACUACAUGAAACUCACUGCAGACAUACUGUAACACUUGAAGACAAUGGCUAGAAAAAAACCUGACAAAAAACGCCACCUAAAAUCCAGCCGAGUAUGAAGAAUGGCUAUACUGUAUUUCAUGGUGGCGUUAUAUACUGAAAGCGGUUAUAUUUGAGACAGGAUGUCAGGAGGCCCCCUGCCCAUAUGGAGAUAGCAUGGCACAAUGCUAAAUACAACCCAAAAGUCAUGGAGGUGGAAAAGAGUGUUAUAAAGAAAAGAGUAGUACAACUAUUUGAUGGCACAUUCUUCAUUAGAGCCAGUUAGUUUUCAAAACCUAUUUCAGUUGACAUUAAAUCGAAUGGAAAAAAAUCUGUCCAAAUCUGUCCAUUGGCUCAUGAACUAUUUCAAUUUAAGGGAAAGACAACACCUAGUAUAAACAAUCUAUUUAAGUAUGUCAUUAGUGAUUUUCUUAGACCUCUAAUAAUAGAAAAAAAUAAUGUUUAAAGGUGCUUUGAAAUACUGCACAGUGAUCCCUCGCUACUUCGCGCUACUAACUUUGUUCCCUCAGUCCAUCGCGUUUUUUCCCCCCAAUUAAAAACUAAAUUAAUGCAGUAUUUUAUAGAGCUGUCCCGAUCCGAUCACGUACAGGGGGGCAAAUAAGUAUAUAGUCAACCACUAAUUGUGCAAGUUCUCCCACUUGAAAAUAUUAGAGAGGCCUGUAAUUGUCAACAUGGUUAAACGUCAACCAUGAGAGACAGAAUGUGGGAAAGAAAAAAAAAACAGAAAAUCACAGUUUGAUUUUUAAAGAAUUUAUUUGCAUUUGGAAAAUAAGUAUUUGGUUAAUACCAAAAGUUCAUCUCAAUACUUUGUUAUGUACCCUUUGUUGGCAAUAACGGAGGCCAAACGUUUUCUGUAACUCUUCACAAGCUUUAUACACACUUUUGCUGGUAUUUUGGCCCAUUCCUCCAUGCAGAUCUCCUCUAGAGCAGUGAUGUUUUGGGGCUGUCGUUGGGCAACACGGACUUUCAACUCCCUUCGCAGAUUUUCAAUGGGGUUGAGACCUGGAGACUGGCUAGGCCACUCCAGGACCUUGAAAUGCACUUACGAAGCCACUCCUGUGUUGCCCUGGCUGUGUGUUUAGGAUUAUUGUCAUGCUGAAAGACCCAGCCACGUCUCAUCUUCAAUGCCCUUGCUGAUGGAAGGGGAUUUUCACUCAAAAUCUCUCGAUACAUGGCCCCAUUCAUCCUUUCCUUUACACAGAUCAGUCGUCCUGGUCCCUUUGCAGAAAAUCAGCCCCAAAGCAUGAUGUUUUCACCCCCAUGCUUCACAGUGGGUAUGGUGCAAUUCAGUAUUCUUUUUCCUCCUAACAAGAGAACCUGUGUUUCUACCACAAAGUUCUAUUUUGGUUUCAUCUGACCAUAACACAUUCUCCCAGUCCUCUUCUGGAUCAUCCAAAUGCUCUCUAGCGAACCGCCGUGUAGUUUCUUCAGCAGGGGGACACGUCUGGCAGUGCAGGAUUUGAGUCCCUGGCGGCGCAUUGUGUUACUGAUAGUAGCCUUUGUUACUGUGGUCCCAGCUCUCUGUAGGUCAUUCACUAGGUCCCCCCGUGUGAGUCUGGGAUUUUUGCUCCCCUUUCUUGUUAUCAUUUUGACGCCACGGGGUGAGGAGGGAGUUGAAAGUCCGUGUUGCCCAACGACAGCCCCAAAACAUCACUGCUCUAGAAGAGAUCUGCAUGGAGGAAUGGGCCAAAAAUACCAACAACAGUGUGUGAGGGUACAUAACAAAGUAUUGAGAUGAACUUUUGGUAUAGACCAAAUACUUAUUUUCCACCAUGAUUUGCAAAUAAAUUCUUUAAAAAUCAAACAAUGUUAUUUUCAGUUUUUUUCCCCACAUUCCUUCUCUCAUGGUUGAGGUUUACCCAUGUUGACAAUUACAGGCCUCCCUAAUAUUUUCAAGUGGGAGAACUUGCACAAUUAGUGUUUGACUAAAUACUUAUUUGCCCCACUGUAGCCUCUGACUCUCGUUCCUACCACUUUUCUUGGUCAGGCAGUGCAUUGGAGUUGCUUAUUAAAGUUAACGAUGUUUGACAGACGUUAAAGGUUUGAUCUUGCCAGAGACGCUUGGAAGUCAAAGCAUCAAAGCGCCACAUGCGUCAAUCAUCGUUUAACUUGUUAAACAGUUGCUGUGGCAACUCAUUAUGUGGACGUGAGCAGCUUGAGCGGAUUUGAGUGGACUCACUCAAUGAAGCAAUUAAUAAAGACAAGUAUUUCCUACUUUAUUGUUUAAGAAUAAUUCGGUGAGAGAGUAGCAUGUUUAAAAUUUAUCAUUAUCUCAUUUGAAGGAACUGAAUAUAUAUUGCGGGAAACACUCCGGUGACUUGAAGUUCCGCUUUGAGAUGUGUGAUACAUCAUUGGAAAGCUUAAUAUCUCAAUUUUCUGGGGGAAGAACCAUUUUUAACAGGAGGGCAUUUUUUAUUUUUAAAAAUUUUAAACAGCAAAACCCUAACUGUAAGUGAGAGCAUGAGAGGGCAUAAUUAAAGACGCCAUGAUUUUAACGAGAUAUUACCGCUUACUUACCUCUUUUCGAUCAAAAACUCAUGUAGCUUGUAUCACCGAGUGUCAAGACACUGUGCCAAUUCACAGCUGGAUUUUGGGUAUUUUAUGGGUGAAACAUGGUAAUAAAACAAGGGUCGUGAUGCAGAAAUCGCAGACAUCAAGGAGUGGUCGAGAUUUUCUUUUUCAUAUAUUUACCCUUUUAAACAUUUUUUUUUCUAUUUUUCUUUGUUUGGAUUGAUUAUUUAUCUUCUAAAAUAUUGUAGGAAAAUGCGACAGUAACAAAAAAAAUACAAUUAAGCAAUAGUUAUGAGGUAGAUAUCCGUGACCUAUUUAAAGACACUAUUUUUUUCACUGUGAUGUAAUUUGUUUAAAAGUUUAAAAUAUGUGCGUGAAUAUUUUUUUUUUAAGUCAUUUAUUUUUGUUUUUUUAACUAAAUAUUAGACAUCAAUUAAUGACGCCAAAAAUUAUAGACAUUUCGAAUAAUAAAUAUAAUGACUUCUUUUUAUGACCGGGUUGAAACAAAAGCGGUUGCGCGGUGUCUGUAAACGGGUCUCCAGGGUAAAACAGACAAAUAAAAAUACUUUGGGGGCUUAAUGCGCCAUGAAACUGCUAUGGCAGCAUAUAGACGUAUUGUUCUAUCAAACACAACAGUUCUUUUGGCUGAAAAUACAGCAGUUUACUUUAAAGAGGGGUGCAAGAGCAGAAACUGCUUUUUCAGCCUUUUCUGUGUUUUCCGCCAUAUACAUAAGAUAAUUUUUUCAAUUAUAGUUUGAGGAAAAAAGUGAAAAAAACAUUUCUUAUAUGUAUUUCUUGUCAAUGCUAAAUCUGAAUAAAUACAUGGAACACACACACGCAAAAAAAAAGGGUGGAGGGGGCGCUACUUCGCGGUUUUUCACUAAUAGCUGCGGGUUCUAGUCCCCAUUAACUGCAAAAAACGAGGGAUCACUGUAGUAACUUACUUUAAAAUGAUAACGUGCCAUAUUUUGGACACAAUCCUACCCCAAAAAGUUAUCCUAGAUCCUAAUUAGUCUUCCUUUCUCAGCUGCCUUAACCCUGCUUACGAAACCAUCUAGAACAGAAUAUGAUUUCACACCCAGAUUGAGCUCAGAUGUUUGCAGUAUGCUAGCAUGCUAUCCAUAGGCUUCCUAUUCUCUUGUUGCUGUUCUGUCUUUCUGUCAACACGUACUAGUUAGAACAGCGCUAGAAAGCAAGACAUGAUCAAGUAAACGUUCCCCGAUGCAUUGUUUUUUGGUGGAAUAACUAUGAAAUGGUUUAAAAAAAAAAAAAAUUAAAAAAAAUAAUUUUUGAGAUGUACAUUACAUUAUUACAGUCAUUUUUGUUUUCACAGCACCUUUAAACGCCCCCAAAAAUUAUGCUGCGUAUGUGCAGAGCCAUGUGAAGGCUGUGAAUCAGAUAAAGGAAUGCUCAUAAACGCCAAUAUUCUCAAACACACGUAUGAUAUAGUAAUAAAAUGAAUUGGCACACAACUAUUUUACUAACUGUACCUGUUCAAUCUGUCGCAGUCUUCCUCUUUUCUCCAUCUGAGAGAGAGUAAAGCUCAUUUCACCUCUUGGGUCUCCCUAUAUCAUGCAGCUUCAUCCCUCAAUAUCCUGAACACUGGCAUUCUGACACGUUUUUUGUGAAGAGAGAAAAUCUGCGUAUAAAACGACUAUUAGAGUGAUGGCUGACGCAAUUUUAUUCUGUAUAGCUGCAUGAUACAAAGUGUAUGAGUGAUCACAAAAAAGGGCAGACGAUGUGGGAAACUUGCAUUUGAUUAGCUAAAAUUUCAAAAUUUCUGCCACUAUUCAUGAUGACCACCGUAUUUUUCGGACUAUAAGUCGCAACUGAGUAUAAGUCGCACCAGCCCAAAAGUGCAACAUAUAACAUAUAAGUCGCACCGGACUAUGUCGCAUUUUUGGGGCAAAUUUACUUGAUAAAAUCCAACACAUAGAACAGAUAUGUCAUCUUGAAAGGAAAUUUAAAAUAAAAAUAAAAUAGAGAACAACAUGCUGAAUAAGUGUACAGUAUGAUGUUGUUACAUGAUACAUGAACAACGAAAUGCAAACGUGGCCGGUAUGUUAACGUAACAGAGCUAUUAAGAGUUAUUCAGAUAACUAUAGCAUAAAAAAGAUAUUUACAAGUUUACCAAACCAUCAGUGUCACUCCAAAACACCAAAAUAACAUGUGAAAUUAUAUAAUAAUGUGUUGAUAAUUUCACACAUAAGUCGCUCCAGAGUAUAAGUCGCACCGCCAUCCAAACUAUGAAAAAAAAACAAAACUGCGACUUAUAGUCCGAAAAAAAAACGGUACUUCCGGGAAAAUAAGGGCUUUUAUUGGCGUUUUUCUCCACAAUUACGCAUCAGGCAAAAACUUUUUUUUUUAAAAUAUUAAAGUAAUUUUCUGAAAUGCACAUAACAUAGGUGCUGUAUUUGUUAA